Rosa chinensis is the source of this 582-nucleotide messenger RNA. RefSeq names its product DNAJ protein JJJ1 homolog. Lineage: Eukaryota; Viridiplantae; Streptophyta; Magnoliopsida; Rosales; Rosaceae. The transcript has a single exon. The coding region runs from base 1 to 582 and encodes 193 amino acids. The record is from RefSeq and is a predicted model, not a curated record.
AUGACGGCGAAGACGGAGGAGGAGAGGGAGAUGGAAGAGGAGAGGGAGAAGAGGAAGCGGUUAAAGAAAGAGAAGUUGGAGAAGGCGGUUAGGGAGUAUGAGGAGCCGGAGUGGACCAAAGUGGUUGAGAGGAGGAGAAAAUAUGGUGAUCCUGAGGAGGAGAAGGUAAAAGAGAUAGAGGAAUGGGAGUGUGUUGUUUGUAGGAACGGAUUUAGUAGUGAGAAGCAGUGCAGAAAUCACGAGCAGUUGAAGAAGCACCUUCGUAUGGUUUCAGAGUUAAUAGUAUUGCAAUCUAACCAUCGUGAAAUUGUUGUUGGGUCGAUGGAGGACAAGAGGAAUUAUGAAGAGCUUGAUAAAGAAGAGGUUUCGGUGAAAGCAAAAGGGGAUGAAGUGGUUGGAGAGAGUGAUGAGUUUUCUAAUUGUGUCAGUGACAAUAGGUGGGAAAACUUUAGUGAAGCAGUUGAAUAUGCUGAGGAGGAGGAGGAGGUGGAUGAGAUGGAUGUUCUUCUAGCCAUAUGGUGGCAAGGGAAAAGGCUAUAUAUGGAAAAGGUUGGUGAAAUUUUUUUUGAAGCAAAUGGUUGA